CCCUUGCCCCAUUUCCUCGGUUGUUUUGCUUUUUUCGCCUGAAUUCUCCAUGUUGGAGCAAUAGCGAGGUCUUUCAUAACGACGGGGGGGAAUGUACACAAAUAUACUGCUGGCGAAGACAACUCUAGAAAGGAAGAAGACGAUCACCUCGGCGCCCCUCGGCCACGUGAAGCAGAAAUUUAGGCGACGAGAGAAAUAACAGCAAGACGGUCCGGACUCCCUGUACUAUAGCUCUACUGCAUAUACAUACUGCAAGCGCUCGCUUUUAGGGGGGACAGAUUGGAUGCUGUCGGACUGUGCAUUUGUUAGAUGGAAAGUUCUAUUAUCACCCAAGUACACAAAGAGGACCCUCAACUGCAGUCGAAAACAGGCCAAGUGAGCAAGUCUUCCCCCAAAAAGCCCCGGAGCAGAAAUAUCUUCAAAGCGCUUUUCUGCUGCCUCCGAGCACAGGAUGCCCCUCCGUCAUUACCUCCGGCCCAGGAUACUCUGCUGCCACCUGAGAACAAUGGGACUGUUGCCAAGGUCCCAGGAACCUGCCUGCUGCCCGAGGUGACCCCCCAGGACCAGGGUAAGAUAUGUGUGGUCAUCGACCUGGACGAGACGCUGGUGCACAGCUCCUUCAAGCCGGUCAACAACGCUGACUUCAUCGUGCCUGUGGAGAUUGAGGGAACCACACACCAGGUGUACGUCCUGAAGAGGCCACACGUGGACGAGUUCCUGCAGAAGAUGGGAGAGAUGUUCGAAUGUGUCCUUUUCACUGCUAGCCUGGCCAAGUACGCAGACCCAGUGACCGACCUGCUGGACAGGGGCAGCGUCUUUCGUACGCGGCUCUUCCGGGAGUCCUGCGUCUUCCACCAGGGCUUCUACGUCAAGGACCUGAGCCGGCUGGGCCGAGACCUGCACCGGACCCUCAUCCUGGACAAUUCCCCAGCGUCAUACAUUUUCCACCCGGAGAAUGCUGUGCCUGUGGUGUCCUGGUUCGAUGACCUGGAGGACACAGAGCUGCUCAACCUUCUGCCCAUCUUCGAGGAGCUGAGUCAGACCGAGGACAUCUACGCGCAACUCCAGCUGCUUCGAGCCGCCUGAUACCUGUCCCUCCCAAUCCUGUCCCACGUUCACCAGAUCGCACUCAUGAAAAUCCGACCCCGUUGGAACACAGGCGUCGUGUUCGGCCCCAAUGACUUUGCAUUGGAGUGAAAACCUGUACUGCCCACUGUCCUCCAUCUCUUUUGAUAGCCAAUGAUGUUACCUGCCAACGUCCAGGACUCACUGCCACUUACGGCUGGUUCAACAAGCCAGUGUUAAGGAUCUCUGGACUUUAUCGCCAUGAAAAGCAAGAAAUCAGCAUUUUAUUUUCAAAUUUUCAGUAGUUCACACUUGCACAUGACUUUAGAAAGCACUAUCUUGCUGACUGAGACUUUGAUUAUAGCACUAUCACGUGGUGGACUCUCCCUGGAUGUUGCGGUAACCAGAAUGACCUUUCACCUUUAAUGCAUCAUGCUGGUCGCUUUAAGCACAACAAAUGAAAGCCAGUUUUCCAGUUUUGCUCUCGGAGAACAGAAAGUCAUUUUAUAGCCUUAAGUAAUCUCAAGGAAACACACAAUGCUGAAUCAGUGGGUCUUUCUGCCCGGUGAAAAGCUAGCAGUAACUGACACCUGACUUGGGGGGUCCUUGGGCUCCUGGCUGUCCAUCACUGUGCCUUUAUUUAAAAAAAAUUAAAAUCUCAGCUUAGUUAUGUUCUUUCAUGGAUUUUGUAAGUUUUAGGUUAUAAAUAUAUAUAUAUAUAUUUUAAAGUUGAAAUUUUGUGCAUCUGGUUGUUCAGUAUAUGGGAAGCUACACAUAUAAUUAAAGGUUUUCUGAGGAAGAAUAGCCAUACAGAACCCUCUAGACUUCGUUAGGGACCAUCCAUGAGGGCUUAGACCACAGUAUUAUGGUUUAUAGUGACCAUACAUGGUUUACUCUAUGCAAUGACAUGUGUACACGUGUUGCCGGAGGGGGGUUUUAAAAACCAUUGUUGCUACGCUCUUUUCCCAAAAAUGUUGUUGUGUUGGUGUUUCCAGAUCUCUGCUCUAGGUGGCAGUCUUGAGCUGUGGGGCUGGAGCUGCCAGUGUUGGCACUGGAUCAUGCACUGGCCCACUUGGUCUGCUACCCAGAUCCACCAUUUCAUAUUGGAUCCACAGGAGAUCACGUCGCUUCCACCUGCUCCCACAGUAGCAGCAGAAAUAUGCUUGACAGAAAUUUACUGUAAAGUUGCGUAAUAGUAAACACCUGCUGCAUUAUAGUAUUCAUGGCGCAAGUGUGGUGUUUUGACUGCCGGUAAGAUGCAUUGAUUUUUUAGUUUGUUUAUUUUUUUUUGUGUGAUUUAUCUCAAGAAAUUGAAAGUAGAGGAGAGUCCUAGUGAUCUUUUAAGGGGGGGGGGGGGCGGCGGACUUGCGAAAGAGGUUUGUUUUUGCCCCCCCCCCCCCCCUUGUUUCCUCCUAGCUUGUGUUUAAAAAAGUCUGGUUAUGAGUUAACAGCUGCCUGCUUGUACUCCGUUGCUUUUCUGGUCAUGUAAGCACCUUGCUUUUUUCUCCUUUUAAUUUUUAAAAUUUGAGCAUUGAAGUGCCUGAGUUGAGUCUUUAUUAAGAACUUUGACUGAGUGGGAGAAGAACUCACUUUUUUUGUUUAUAUAAUGAAACAUUUCAGACUGCAAACUUUUUAAAAUUUCAGGCCAUUUCUUUCCCGUAGAGGAUGCUGAGUUAACAUCCAUUUUUCGUCUCCCUUGCGAUUUUAUUGUUGCAGGUGACAAUGGGUGAAAUGACUGUGAAAUGACCCUUUCGUUUUGCAUUCCUAACUCGAUUUACUCUGUACUGUCAUAUUACCCGGAAGGGGUUACAGUGGGUGGUAUAAGCGUGUGUGUUUCCGUAUGCGUGCCGUCGGUCAGCCUUUGUAUAAACUGUCCCGUUGUGGUGGUGGGAUGCGGUGUGGGGUUUAUGGGUGAUGUACCGCUUUGAUUAUGCCAAAUACAAGGUCAGUGCUGGCCAGAGUUUCACAGCUGCUCUUUAUUUGGGGACCAAAAUCUACCAUUUUUUUCUAAUCCUAAAUAAUAAGCUUCAUUGUGGGUGGAGGGAAAUCUAAUUGAACCUGAAAAGACAGUGUAAUAAUUUGUGCUACUGCCAGUAUUUUUCCUGUCCCUGGAAGCCACAUGGGUGUUGGGUCCGAUCCUUCCGUUUUUGCACGUGGGGUGAGACGUCAGAGCCAGGACUGGAAAAUAAACCGAUCUGAACGGUUUCACUCUGGGACUGUUUGGGCUGCUGGAGGUGAAAUUGGGGCAGGAGACACAAAUGGCUCUUGUUUCUUUUUAAAAAUAGGAGCCGGGGGGGGGUCUGUCCUUAUUCCGGGCAACUUUUCAUCAGUUUCUGUCACUGAAUUGCUGUUUGAAGGGGCUUUUUGAGGCGUCACAGUCACAUGGGGGAGAAGCUUAUUGAUUGGGUUUGAGGGAAUUGCCACAAAAUUCUUAUAGAAAGCUGUUUGUUCCAUUCCUAAGUACUUCAUAUGCAAAUGAAGCAAACAAGCUUUCCUACCCAGCUGAUUAGAGGCUCUGAAGGUAUACUUAAAACGCAGGUAUAUAUUUUGGGAUGGGAAUGAAUAUCUUAUACACUGUUGUGGUUUCAAAAAUAUUUACUUCUGAGCAAAGAUAUGCAUCUGAGUUAUGCAACCUUAAUUGAUGAAAUUUGCGCUCCGUCGUCAUUGUGUUACUGUGUUUGAAUUCAUGAUGAUUGCAUACUGUUGACAGCAGUGAUCCUGUUUUUGUGCGGUUUAAGUCUUGACAAUCCGAUGUUGGAUAUUUCCCUCCUCUGUCUAUGUUUAAAGUACAUCCAGAAGGUUUUCCAUAAUUCUAGGAAGCCAAGUUAUGUUCAGCCGCUUGUUCACUGUGACAUUGCCCCAGGUCUGUUUAUAAACAGCUGGUAAUGUUUGGGCCCAGUUGUAUUGCCGGUCCACAAACUGAAUACAUUAUCGAGGCUGAACGUGCCAAGUUCCUGUUCAGCUUUGUAUUUUCAGGGUGUGGUACCUUACCAUGCACAUGUCAGUGGGGCCUGGAGACCUUGCGGAAGGCAGAACGGAACAGUAACUUCUUUAAUUACACUCCUAAUCUCCAAAUGCUGUAUAAAGUAUUAGGGAAAAAACUUGAAAUAUAUAUUUCUAUACUGUAUUUUUGGAGCUUUUGAAAAACAUUUCUGAAAAUGGUAAAAAAGUGGUUAAUAAACACGUUAAUUAAA
Molecule: messenger RNA, 4259 nt
Organism: Brienomyrus brachyistius
Lineage: Eukaryota; Metazoa; Chordata; Actinopteri; Osteoglossiformes; Mormyridae
Gene: ctdsp2
Product: CTD (carboxy-terminal domain, RNA polymerase II, polypeptide A) small phosphatase 2
Exons: 7
Coding region: 310-1086 (258 amino acids)
Molecular function (GO): RNA polymerase II CTD heptapeptide repeat phosphatase activity
Source: RefSeq, a predicted model, not a curated record